UGGAACCCUUGUUUAAGACAAAUUAGCAAGACUUUGAACAUUCUACUAGCCACUUGUAUUGCAAAACUGAAGUUCCUAUCUUUUGUUUCUAAUUCUCCUUCUCCCCAGAACAUCUUUUGUAAAAAAGGCUCUGCUCCCAUAUACAAUAUUUUCAAAACUUACAUAAAUCUCUUCCCAAUGGCUUCAACAAGUGCUGAAACUCCCACUAGCUGGGACGUUUUCUUGAGCUUCCGUGGCACAGACACUCGAAUUGGUUUCGCCAGUCAUUUAUACUCUGCCCUGCAUCGCAAUGGUAUUCGAACUUUUAUGGACGAUCCUGAGCUACGUCUUGGAGAUGGGAUCUCGGCUGAAUUGCUCAAAGCUAUUCGGGAAUCCGAAAUUUACAUUAUUCUCCUCUCGGUAAAUUAUGCUUCUUCGAAUUGGUGUCUUGAUGAGCUGGUAGAGAUCAUUAAUUGUAAGGAAACAAUGAAUAGAUUGGUUAUUCCUGUGUUUUUCAACAUUGAUCCUUCAGCCGUGCGAUAUCAAAAAGGGAGCUUUGAACAACAUUUCAUAAGGCAUGAAAUUAGAUAUGCUGAUAAAAUAGAAAGAGUCAAUAAUUGGCGCCGUGCACUAGGACAAGUUGCUGAGAAUUCGGGAACACAUGUAGACGGAAAAAAGUCUGAAGCUGAUAUUGUCAACGAAAUUGUCAAGGAGAUUCUGCUUCAAAUAAAACCCACUUCUUUAGAUGUUGCCAGAUAUCCAGUUGGAUUGGAUCCCCGAGUUAAAGACAUAACAGCAGCAUUGUUGAGCAGUGGCACAAAAGGUGUCAUUAAGAUCGGUAUAUAUGGUAUGGGUGGCGUAGGCAAAACAACUCUUGCCAAGGCACUUUUUAAUAAACUCUUGCUAGGAAGCUUUGAAGGAAGCUGUUUCCUCGAAAAUGUGAGGGAAAUUUUGGGGACUAUAAAAGGCCUCGAGUCAUUGCAACAACAACUUAUAAGUGAUGUUCUUAAAAUUAGUAAGGACGAAGUUAAAAUUAGCAGUGUUGGUCAAGGAACUGAGCAGAUAGAACGAAGAAUUUGUUCUAGAAAAAUUUUGGUUGUUAUUGAUGACUUAGAGCACAAGGAAAAAUUUGAGUCACUGGUGAGACCAUUUGCUCCUGGGAGUGUAGUUAUCAUAACUACAAGGAAUGAAGAGAUACUUCGGGGAAUUGAAGUAGAAACUCAGUAUCGAUACAAGGUUAAUGAGAUGGGUGACGCUGAGGCAGAGAUGCUAUUUUUCAGACAUGCAUUUCGAGAUACUAAACCAAACGAUAAUCUAAUGAUAUUGUCUAAAGACAUUCUACGUCUUGCUGGAGGACUCCCCUUGGCUCUCGAGGUUUUUGGCUCGUACUUGCAUAACACACCCGAGGUUAAAUGGAAACCUUACAUUGAGAAACUGCAGCGAGAUCCCGACAACAGUAUCGAGCAAAGACUUAUAAUUAGCUUGGAUGCCUCUGGAUCAGAUGAUCCCCUGCUAAAGAAGAUGUUCCUUGACAUUGCUUGUCUUUUCAUUGGAAGGACGAAAGAAUUUUUGAUUAAAAUAUUGGAUACUUACUAUCCCCACGCGGAUGAUAAAAUUGAUAUUCUCGAGAAAAGGAGUCUGUUAACAUUUAAUGACAGAGACGAAGUACGAAUGCAUGAUCUGCUUCAUGAUAUGGGAAAGAAAAUUGCGCGUAACAACUGUCCUGAUGAGCCUGGAAAGCAUAGCAGAUUAUGGGUAUCAAAAGAAAUAUGCGAUGUGUUGGAGAAAGACAAGGGAACAGAAGCGAUUGAAGGUUUCUCGUUCGAACGCUUUAUAAUUAAUGGAGGAUCGUUUUCUAUGGAUAGAUUGAGAAGAAUGACUAAAUUGAGAUUUCUUUACUUGGAUGGCAUUAUUCUCACUGGAAAGUUUAAACUGACACUACAAGUUUUGAGGUGGUUUUGUUGGAAUGAGUGUCCUUUAAAGUGUUUACCUUUUGAUUUUUGCCCUGAAAAACUUGUUAUUCUUGAGUUGCCGAAGAGCAAACUGACAACAAUGUGGGAGGUAAAGAUGGUUUCAGAUGUUUUGGAGAAGCUAAAGACUAUAAACAUGUUUUUUUCCCAAGAUUUAACUUACAGCCCAGAUUUCCGAAGACCACCGCGUCUCUUUAGUUUAAAAACUCUAAACAUGUCAUUUUCUGAAGAUUUGACUACCACCCCAGACUUCAAAAGACUGCCGAAUCUUGAAAAUCUGAAUCUUGAGGGCUGUAGAAGUUUGAAGGAGGUCCAUGAAUCAGUUGGAAGUUUGGAGAGGCUUGUUUCCCUAAAUUUGAAGGAUUGUGCAAACCUUAGAAGUCUUCCAGAUACUAUCUGCAAGUUGGAAGCUUUGGAAGUUCUGUGUAUUGAUCACUGUAUAAGGCUAAAAGCACUGCCAAUAGAAUUAGGGAACAUUAAAUCCCUAAAAGAGCUCAUUGCUUCGGGAACAAGUUUUCCGAAAUUACCAGAUUCGAUCGGAGAUCUUAGUAAGCUUGUUAAGCUGAAAUGGACUCGAUGUUCCUUAUACGACAUGGAACUUGAAUCUCUUCCAAACACCAUUUGCAACUUAAGACAAUUGGAAGUUUUAAUUGUUACUGUGAAAGCAUUGCCUGAUGAACUGGGGAACAUUGAAUCUCUAAGAGAGCUCAAUACAUCGGGAAUAGCCGUUUCAAAAUUGCCCGACACCAUUUGCAACCUGAGAUUAUUGGAAAUUCUUCAUAUUACAGUUUCUGAGACACUAGAGAGAUUACCUGAUCAACUGUGGAAGCUUACAAGGUUGUUGGAGCUAAAAGUAAGUUGUACUAGUCAUUUAAAGAAACUUCCUGACAUAGAAUCAAGCCAGACUUCAUUACCAUUGACAGCGUUGAAUUUAUCUUAUAGUAAAAUCACUGCCCUACCAUCCGGUAUUAGUCAUCUCUCAAACCUAGAAAAUCUACAACUUACGAGUUGUCAUCAUCUGUUGUCCAUAGCAGAACUUCCUCCCAAUCUGAAGUACAUACACGCCGAUCACUGUACAUCUCUGAAAAGACUGAAUCUAUCCAAUUUGAAACUGUUGCGGCAGUUGCACCUUAAAAAUUGCAGUACUUUGACAGAGAUUUUAGGCCUGGAGGAACUCACUUCUUUAGAUGAACUAUACUUGCGAGGUUGCCGCUACUCUCUACUUACACAUACUUUAACAAAGCCAUUGUUCCAGAUAUACUCUGGUUUUGAGAAAAAAAGUCGAUAUUUGGCUUGAGACAGAAAAGUUUCCAGAUUGGAUUAUUCAAUCAAGUAUAGAAUGCUCAGCUGAAGAUGACAUUUCAGAUGGAGAUGAUUCUUCAUCAUCUUCGGUGAAUUUGAAACCAAACUUGUCACACAAUUACUUGGGGAUGAUUCUCUGCCUUGACCUGAGUCAGAAUAAGUUUGAUCAACCUUUUACUGCCUCUUAUUCUGUUAAGACUUCCGCCAGUAAUAUAUUAGAGAGCCGUAUAUAUGAAUCAGGUAUAGUAAUAGUUCCGAGAUCAAUCUUUACAGGCACGGAUACCGAUCAUACAAUCAAAUUUGCAUCAAGAAGAGCACGCAGACAUAUUGGACUACUGUACAAAAACGAGGACAACAUCAUCAUUCCCAAUGUUGCAGGAAGAAACUCCUCUAGAGACAAGAAAAAGAGGAAAAGGAUAAAGAGAAGGAGGAGAUGGAUUUAGACAUGAGAGGCCUAUAAUUGGGCAGGUGAAAGGUCACACCAGAGAGGCAUAACUCAUUACAAUGAAAGCUCCAACGAGUAUAGGCCAGAGCCGACGGUGGCAAAAGAAACUAUAGCUUCCGCUGCAAUCAUAAUCAUUGGCACCACUGUAACAUCCGGGUCUGGUUGACUUGGCCACACCUCCUUCAAAAGCGAAGCUGCUGUUGCCUUUGCCAUUGCUGAACAGAACACACCAAAAAUACGGACCUCCUCCAUCUGCCCCGCUAACACCUGCACCCACCUCCGAGUGGUUACUGUUGUGGACAAUUUCCAAGGCCUUGUCAUUUGUGACUAGGAUGUCUGAGAAUGCUUGCUUAGGCUGGAUAUACUUUGACUGGCAUCCGAGUAGACGUCGAGCGAAAGGGGCUAGUGAUGAGACCUCAACACCACAGUUGGGGGCAAAGGUUUCGUCACAGUAUAAUACUCUUUCCGCCCCAUUCUUAUACGUUACUUUUUGGUUCAUUUUUUAAGACUUUUUAAACUAUAGCUCGUAAUAUAUUUUUAAAUUAUUUUUUCGGAAUAAAAGUUUGAUAUUAAA
Molecule: messenger RNA, 4270 nt
Organism: Daucus carota subsp. sativus
Lineage: Eukaryota; Viridiplantae; Streptophyta; Magnoliopsida; Apiales; Apiaceae
Product: disease resistance protein RUN1-like
Exons: 7
Coding region: 178-3246 (1022 amino acids)
Biological process (GO): defense response; signal transduction
Molecular function (GO): ADP binding
Source: RefSeq, a predicted model, not a curated record